AAAAGUAAGUAAGUAAGUAAGUAAGUAAAUAAAUAAACUACAAACAACAUCUGCCACACAAUACACCAGAUAUUACUUGAGAAGAAAGAAAAACAAGUCAAAAUAUUGACAUAGCAAUACCAGGGGAUAGCAGAAUAGAAGAAAAAGAAAUAGAAAAAAAUAACAAAAUACAAAGAUCUACAAAUUGAAAUUGAAAGGCUGUGGCAGAAGAAGACCAAAAUAAUCCCAAUAGUAAUUGGCACCCUAGGUGCAAUUCCAAAACAUCUUGAAGAGCACCUUAACACCACAGGGGCCACAGAAAUCACAAUCAGCCAGUUAUAAAAAGCAACUUUACUGGGAACAGCCUAUAUUCUGCGAUGAUUUCUAUAACAACAACAACAAUAAUAUUGAUACUAAAAUUCAGCCAUCCCAGGUCCUUGGGAAGGACUCGAUGUCUGGAUAAAACAAACCAGUCAAUAGCACCUGUCUGACUAUGUAAACUAAUAAUAAUAAUAAUGGUGAGACGUAACUUUAAUAAAUCUAUACCGGAUCGGUCGUCGCCCGGGUCAACAAGGACCAUGCCAGAUGCUAUAGUCCCUCGACAUCUGGUGGCAAGUGGGCAACAGGACUCAGGAUCUUCAGUUGAGCAACCAGGGCUGGAGACAGCAAAGUUACUGGAAGAAACGUCGCUUAACCGAAAAAAAUAUACGAAAAAUGCCAACAAGGAAAUAAUGAUCUGCUAUUACAAGUCUAGUCCAACUAGAAGAGGUUAUUUAAAAAGAAUGUACCAAAUUUGGAAAGAGAAGCAUCCAGACACAGAAAUAACAGAACAAAGGCUAGCAGACCAGAGAAGAUUCAUAAUAAGAAAUAAAGUAUUCACAGGAGUUGAGCUGGAAGAACUGCAAAGAGCAACACAGGCUCAAGAUAUGGAAGAAGAAUUAUCACCAAUUGAAGAAGUUGCUCAGGCGCAGGUGGAGGAGGUGUUGGAAAUCGAGGAUGCCACUGUUGCUGAACUGUUUCAAAAUCAAAACCAGGCAACCUCCCCUUUGCCUUCACCUCAAAAACCCAAAUGCCGUUUAACAAAAAAGCAACAAGAACUAAAGCACAAAAUAACUGAGCACAUGAACCAAACAACCACCAGGGUUCGACUUCUAGCUCUAAAAACAGUUGCCAAAAAACAACUUCCUCAGGCAUUAAAAGAUGUCAAUGCUGCACUUGCAGAAAUAACAACCAAUAAUUUGCAAGAAACAAACCAACUAAUGUACAGUGCAGCAACAAUAACAACACAAGAGCUCGGAUAUAAGAUCAGUGAACCUGUAAAAAAAGAAAGCAGUACAUCACCUAAAUGGAAGAUUAUAUUAGAAAAUAAAAUCUCCAGGCUUAGAUCAGAUGCUAGUAAAUUGAAAGAUAUGAAAGACAAGAAGCUGAAGAAUGAAAACACCAAAAAUACCACCUAGAUUCAAGGAAAAUUAGAGAAGUCCUGGAAAUAAUAAAGCAGCAAAUAACAGCAGUGUCAAAGAAGAUUAGCAGAUAUGAAGCCAGAACUACACAACACAGGCAGAAUCUCCAAUUCCAGUCGAAUCAGAGAUGUUUCUACCAAAGCAUAGAAGGAGAAACUGCAAGAAACGUAGAAACACCAAAUAAAGAAGAAACAGUGCAAUUCUGGGGGAAAUUAUGGGACAAUCCAAUAGAUUAUAAUAAAAAAGCAGGCUGGAUGAAAGAGGUCAAAAAAUGUAACCAGCAAAUGCAAGAUCUAAUAAUAACACCAGAAUUAAUAAGUGAAAGAGCAAAGAAAAUUAAAAAUUGGACUGCUCCAGGCAACGAUGAACUGCAUGGCUUUUGGCUUAAACACCUAACAAGCCUUCAUAAACAACUAUCAAAACAGUUCAAUCACACUUUGCAAGGAGGUGAUAUUGAACAAUGGCUAACAACUGGGAAAACUCAUCUCAUCAUGAAAGACCCAGCAAAAGGUGCAGUUCCAAGUAAUUAUAGACCGAUAACCUGCCUGCCAACCAUGUUCAAAUUAUUAACUGGAAUAAUAGCAGAUGAAGUCAUGCAACAAUUAUUAACUAACAAACAGCUUCCAGUUGAACAGAAAGGAAAUUGCCCGAACACCAGAGGCACAAAAGACCAGCUGCUGAUUGACAAAAUGAUUUUAGAAAACUGCAAGAGAAGAAAAACCAAUCUAAGUGUUGCAUGGAUUGACUACAAGAAAGCCUUCGAUUCAUUGCCUCACACAUGGAUACUAAAAUGUUUAGAAACAACUGGUGUCAGCAAAAACAUUCAGAUAUUUAUUUAAAAAGCAAUGAGCAUGUGGAGUACACAGUUAACAAUCAAUGGCAAGACACUUGGACAGGUUAGCAUUAGAAGAGGCAUUUUCCAAGGGGACUCACUAUCCCCUCUGUUUGUAAUCGCCAUGACCCCACUUUCACAAAUACUAAACAAAACCGGCCUCGGGUACCAAACAUCUAAAACAUCAAGUAAAAUCAACCAUCUGCUGUACAUGGAAGAUCUGAAGUUGUAUGGAAAGUCCCAGUCAGAAAUCGAAUCACUGCUAAACACUGUCCGUAUAUUCAGUAGCGAUAUAGCAAUGGAGUUUGGACUAGACAAGUGUGCUGCAUUAAUAAUGAACAGAGGGAAAAUAAGAAAAACAGAAGGAAUAGAACUGCCCAAUGGAAGCAACAUCAAGAACCUGGAAGAGAAAGAACGUUACAAAUACUUGGGCAUUCUCCAGGCUGAUAACAUCACACACACUGAAGUUAAAAGAAAAAAUGGAAGUGAAUAUAUCAGGAGAGUUAGAAAAAUCCUCAAGUCCAAACUCAAUGGCGGGAACACCAUACAAGCCAUAAACACCUGGGCUAUACCUGUUAUCAGAUACACUGCAGGAAUAAUAGACUGGACCCAGGCAGAGCUAGAGACGCUGGAUCGUAAGGCCAGGAAAAUCAUGACCAUCAAUCAUGCUCUGCACCCCCGCAGUGAUGUCGAUAGGCUAUACCUCCCUCACAGCUCAGGUGGAAGAGGAAUGCUGUAAGUCCAUCAAACAGUAGAGGAGGAGAAAAGAGGCCUUGAAGAAUAUAUCAAGGACAGUUAAGAAGGUGCACUUCAAAUGGUCAAGAACGAGAAACUAUUCAACACCAAUGAAACAAAGCAGGCCUACAAGAAAGAACAAGUCAAGAACCGAGCAGAAAAAUGGAGAAAUAAGCCCCUGUAUGGUCAAUAUUUGCACAAUAUAAGUGGAAAAUCAGACAUCACCAAGACCUGGCAAUGGCUUAAGAAUGGCAACUUGAAGAAAGAAACAGAGGGUUUAAUACUGGCUGCACAAGAACAGGCACUAAGAACAAAUGCAAUAAGAGCAAAAGUCAAAAAAUCCACAACAAACAGCAAGUGCCACCUUUGUAAAGAAGCAGAUGAAACAGUGGACCACCUGAUCAGCUGUUGUAAGAAGAUCGCACAGACUGACUACAAACAAAGGCAAGACAAGGUAGCAGGGAUGAUACACUGGAACAUCUGCAAAAAAUACAAGCUACCUGUAGCCAAGAAUUGGUGGGACCAUAAAAUUGAAAAAGUUGAAGAAAAUGAAGAUGUAAAAAAAUAUUAUGGGACUUCCGACUACAAACAGACAAACAUCUGCCACACAAUACACCAGAUAUAACUUGUAGUCGAGAAGAAAGAAAAACAAGUCAAAAUAAUCGACAUAGCAAUACCAGGGGAUAGCAGAAUAGAAGAAAAAGAAAUAGAAAAAAUCAACAAAUACAAAGAUCUACAAAUUGAAAUUGAAAGGCUGUGGCAGAAAAAGACCCAAAUAAUCCCAGUGGUAAUUGGCGCCCUGGGUGCAGUCCCAAAAGACCUUGAAGAGCUCCUCAACACCAUAGGGGCCACAGAAAUCACCAUCAGCCAAUUACAAAAAGCAGCUUUACUGGGAACAGCCUAUAUUUUGCGACGAUAUCUAUAAUAACCAACAGUAUUGAUGAUAAAAUUCUGGCAUCCCAGGUCCUUGGGAAGGACUCGAUGUCUGGAUAAAACAAACCAGUCAAUAACACCUGUCUGACUGUGUAAACAAGAAAUAAUAUACUUGGUCCUGAGGCACUGAUAUGAGCUUCUCUGGCCUUGGCUCUACUUCUUUUAAUAAAGGUCUGGCAUGUUUUAAUGAUACUUAUUAGUCUCUGUCACUUUCCCUUCUGUCUAGAAAGUACAGGUGGGCCUCAUUAUCUGCAGGGGUUCAUCAUUGCUGUCAAUGAGACCACCGGGGGCGGGGGGUUAGGUUCCCAGACUUUGAAAAUAGCACUUUAAAGUUUCAAAACCCCACAAAAACGGGCCAAAUAAAGUGCUCUGCAGGCCUUCUGCAGUCUAGCGAUUCUCCCCACCCAAGUCCCAAAGUCUCAACAUUCCAUGAAAAAUUGCGGGGUUUUGUGUUUAACAGAGCCACAAAAUGGCUCUUCUCCAUAAAAAGACAGCUGGAAAUGACCUCCAAGAUCAUUUCCAGCCACUCACCCCUGACCCACAUAUAUUUGCAAGUUUAACCCCCCCCUUCCCCCCCCCCCCGUAUGCAGUGGUCAGAUGUCUAUCACUCAACCGCAGAUACACAAAUCUACAGGUGGUGAAUCCGCGGAUAGCAAGGUUCUCCUGUAGUACAUUUUAAAAGUUGUACACAAGUGAUGUAGCCUCUGAGCACAGAUGGGAUAGAUAUUCCCAUCUAUGGGAAUAUCUAAAGGGGGAUAGAUAUCCCCGCUUUAAGCCUCAGGCCUCCACUUAAUGCCCAACAGGAUAAUGACUUACUCAAAGCAGUAUCAUUGAAAUUAAAAGUACAUUAGGCAUUCCUUAACAUGUGCUUUUAAUUUCAGUAGGAUUUUGAAUAAUGUUCCUCAUUUUGUCAGUUGCUCUCUCUCUCUCGCUGUAUUCUCUACAAAGUAGAAGAGGAGGCAUUAUAGGCAUUUUUGUUUUAAAUAUACUAACAGAUCUCAUGCCCUUUGGAAUGCUGUGGCUAAUGUCAGAUUCUCUGCGAACAAUCUUUGUGCUGGGUGGAGUGGUGAUGGAUUUAGCUCACAGGAUUUUUACACUGUUUUCCACUCACAUUUUAAAAGGGACUUUUCAAUUAUUCUCCCUUCUCCCAACACAAUUUCUCAGGGAUUGUUUAACUGUUCCCUCAUUAUAUGAGUGCAAGUCCCACUGCGUUUAAUGGAGUUUACUUCCUUCUAGGUGUGCACAUAGAAUUGCAGGUUCCGCUAUCAAAAUACUGCUGGAAAAGUCAUGUGUACUCCAACCCAGCAUCCUCUUUCUUACACUGCUCAGGAAGAGAACUGUAUCUACUAGCCCUGCUGUACAUCUGGCUAAGUUGUAGUUCCAGGACAAGCUCUUAUGCAAGUUGUACUCAUCAGAGUUGUAACUACAGUUAAGUAUUUAGGAUUAUAUCUCUUUUUAUUUUCAUGCAUGUUGUUCAGCUAGUUAUGUUUUUCACUGUCUUAUUUAUCAUCUGAUUUUCUUUAAGCAUGAUGCAUUAGCUUUUGUUUUAUUUUUUAUUAUGCUUUAAUGUGUGUUAUGACUUGUGGUUACAACGAAAAAUUUACAAUAAACUCUCGGUUCUUUCCCAGCCUCUA
Messenger RNA from Hemicordylus capensis (graceful crag lizard), 5573 nucleotides. RefSeq lists its product as uncharacterized. The transcript is spliced from 2 exons. NCBI's taxonomy places the organism in Eukaryota, Metazoa, Chordata, Lepidosauria, Squamata, Cordylidae. The coding region runs from base 495 to 1436 and encodes 313 amino acids. The record is from RefSeq and is a predicted model, not a curated record.